AUGGAUCCCCCGGAGUUUGCAGGCGGUCUUGACCCGGUGUUAGCUCAUGAUUGGUUGGCUGGUAUGGAGAGAUUUUUCCAAGCAAUCCAGUGUAAUGAGGAGGAAAAGGCUGUUUAUGCUCCUGAUGAGUUAUGGAAGAUUGAUCAAUUCUUGAUGGAGAACAGUUUGAAGAGGGUUCAAGAAGAGAGGAACCAGAACAGAACCAAUUUCUGGGAACAAGGAAAAUCUGCUCAACACCUAAAGCCCCGUAACCCUCCAUCCAAGAAGAAGCAGGGUUAUGGUGACCACUCUAAUUAUCCUCCUCAGUGUGAUAAGUGCAAGAGAAGACACCAUGGUGAAUGCAAGCCAUAUUCAGUUACUUGCUUCGAGUGUGGGGAGCCGGGCCAUGUUAUUAAGAAUUGUCCAAAGAAGAAAACUCAGGAGAAGACUGCAGGGCGUGUUUAUACUUUAGAUGUGAAGAAGGCCAAAGGAAACAACAACCUCAUUGCGGGUACGUGUUAUGUAAACAACCAACCUUUAUGUGUUUUAGUUGACUAUGGAGCUACUCAUUCUUUUAUCUCUACCGAGUGUGCAUACCGACUUAGUUUGGAAUUUACUCCAUUACCCGACCCUAUGGUCAUUUCUUCGGCGACGGGUGAUACAGUGGAAGCUCGACUAAUUUGUAAAUAUUGUUCAGUGUCUUUUAAUGGUCGUGACUUCCCUAUUGAUCUAAUUUGUUUACCCCUUAAGAGACUCGAUGUCAUUCUUAGAAUGGAUUGGUUGUCUCCUAACUCGAUGUAUAUUGGUUGCAAGCAGAAGGCGAUAUUCAUUCCUGCAUAA
Vicia villosa (hairy vetch) is the source of this 819-nucleotide messenger RNA. RefSeq lists its product as uncharacterized. Gene Ontology annotation, molecular function: zinc ion binding; nucleic acid binding. The transcript has 3 exons. The record is from RefSeq and is a predicted model, not a curated record. Lineage: Eukaryota; Viridiplantae; Streptophyta; Magnoliopsida; Fabales; Fabaceae. Bases 1 to 819 code for a protein of 272 amino acids.